Messenger RNA from Kickxella alabastrina, 3268 nucleotides. RefSeq lists its product as uncharacterized. The transcript has a single exon. The record is from RefSeq and is a predicted model, not a curated record. Lineage: Eukaryota; Fungi; Kickxellomycota; Kickxellomycetes; Kickxellales; Kickxellaceae. Bases 117 to 3200 code for a protein of 1027 amino acids.
UUUCUCGAUUCUGUCCAUUCUUGAAUUUGCUCACCAAUUUGUCGUAUUAUUUAUUUUCUCUAAUUCAAAGGUAUACAGAGGCUUCAAAUAAAAUAUAAAAGUAUAGCCAACAAGCCAUGAACGUCAGCGACCAGCAACUCAGCAGCACCCCCAGCGCUGCUGCUGACGCAAACGCGGCGCCAAUUUCAAUUGAGCAACUGCGGGUGGCCUUUGAAAACGGCUCACCGACGGUGGUCUACGACAGCCUGCAGCCGUACCUCAGUCUAGAGUCCAAAUCCAACGGUGGUGCCCAGGCCAUAAACGAGAUAUCCGAGUCCAUAGGCAAACUACUUUACCCCUGGUUCCAGAACAGCGAGGCCAUGCGCAGCGACGAGCAGCGGUCGCUGUACAUGCUGCUGCGGCCAGACGGGCGUUUGGUAGAUACACUGUUGCAGUAUCAUCUUUUGCAGCGGCAGCGUGGUUCGUCUGUCUAUGGCCUAGUGGUACAAGUGCAGAGCCUUCCCGUGGAGUUUCAUAGCAGCAGGAGUCCAGCCUUGCCUGCAGAAUUUGCCAGGCGUGUGGAAGCUGCUGGAAACAGCAAUAGUGAUCGGAGCACUGGGUUUAACGUCGACGCGCUCGAAUACUAUAUCUUCCACCUGUGCAAGGCGCUUGUGCCGCCGCGGGAGAACUCCACUGACCUGGCAAGUGGAUCUAUUGAAUAUCCAUCAACAUCGGCAGGGCGCAAGCCAGUCAGCCACGGCGCAGUGGUUUCAGGAUCAGCAGUAUCCUGCUUGGCGCGCGAAUACACAUGUUUUUUCCUUCCCGUGUCUGUGCCCGAGAAGCGGCUCAAUGCCCAAAACGAAUCCGGCGGUGAUGCCAACCCGAUGAAUCAGAUCCAUAGCCGGCUGAGCGACUUUAGCCCGAAUAGAACACAGACAAAUCAACAAGGCGACAUGGGCGAUGCGCGCAAGCCAGGCACGACCGAUGUCGAUCUGCUGGACACCUGCGAGUAUGCGCAGGCGCUCGACCUGGCAACCUACUUUGCUUCGUGCGCGACACUCCUGUGGCUGCCGGUCAUCACCAGGGACUUGCGGGCUUCCAUUCGCAGCGUGGCGCAAAAGGAGGCCGGUGGCCUGCUGGCUGCGAAUGAUCCCAUGUGCGACGCGUCCGGAUGGGUUUGGAUUCCGAGCUUUUCGCACCUGUCGGCGCUGAACCUGUUCCACAUGCUGGUUGGGCACCUUGCCAAGGGCGAGCGGCAGAUGGAACGCUACCACUUGACUGGUGCCCUGCCCCAAACGGCCUCGGCAACUGGGCAGUCUGGGCCUGUAAACCCGCUAAGAAACAACAAUGUGAGCGCGCAGUACAUAGAGGCCUACGACAAGCGCGUCGGCAUGAGCGGCACAAUUCGCGAUACACUGCGGUCGCGGUUGUUAACUGUGUCUGUCGCUGACACACUCGGCCUGAUGCUGGCUUGCUGCAGCCGCGCGGGCAUUGCGGACACAGAUAUUUGGAUUCCGUUUUUGGACGUCACUGCGAGCAUAUGGAUUCGGUACAUAAUGCCCUGGCGCAGCUCGAGGACAGACAGCCCCAGUAGCACCGCUGCAGAUGCGCUGUCGCCCGUGUGGCAGUCGCGAAUCCCGCUGAUGAUGAAGGGCAUGUCGUCUGUGCUCUAUGGCCAGGCAUUCGCGCUGUUUUUGCGCCAGAUCUCGUCACCGAACGUCGAUUUACUCGCGCACACGGUGCAGACGCUGGGCGAGCAACCCGGCCAUGGCGUGCAGUCAUGGAUUAACGGCGCCGUGGGCUCGGUAUUUGGCCACGGUCAUAACAUGGACGCGCUGACGGUGGUUGAGCGCGUGGUCAGUGCAUUCACAAGCACUGAACUUCGCGCCAUCCUCGCGGCUGUCGAGCGACUCCAGCUGGAUGCAUUCCCGCACCUGCGCAGCCAGAUGGGCGUAGACACGCCCACUGUGGUGCCCACACUCGGCCCCACCAUUGAGAAUGGAAUGAUGGCCACGCCGACCAAAGCGCCGAGCGUCAGGCCACCGCAGCAGCAAUUGCAGCAGCAGAACAAGGGGCAGAAGGACGGCGCAUUCUUCGAGUACCUUGUCGCAACCGCACAGCAGCACUUGGCGCCAUACGCCUCAGAGAGCCUUUCCUUCCGCAGCGGGUCGCAGGUGCUCGACACCAUGGUGCUGGGCGCGCUUGGAAACCCGCCUAUAUGCAUUGUGUUUGGCCGUCCUCCCGCGCCGCUGCUCCAGACCGUUGUGCACGCCCUGCAUGGCGCCGAGCUUUUGGCCGAGAGGCAGCUCCGGCUGAUUGUGCCCGAGGGAAGCUCCGACCAGGCGCGGUCACUGGUCUCUGACAUCUUCCUCGUGAUUUCACGUGUCUUUUCAGCCACCGAUUCUGAUCCUGGUGCGCGGCCGUGGGCGUCGGGUGGUAGCGGCAUUGGUGACGUGUCUGACCGUCUGGGCGGAGCCAGCGAGACAAUGCGCGCACGCGCCCAGGCCUUGCACGAGGCCCAGGGCCGCAUUGCGUCGCUGUAUAAGCGUCUAGCUGCAGUGUUCUACGUACCCCGCCAAGUCAUCGAGGAGAUCAAGAUGUCACAGGACGAUACGCUGUUUUCGCUGGGCAUGUCCACUGGGAAAAGCAACGGGUUCGGCCAGCGCCUGGCCGCGCGUAGCAACCCGAGCGAGUGGGCCGGGAGUGGGGGUGUGAGCUCCCCUGAUAUGGAGCACGGCGCGCUUACGCCGCGUGGCCGCUGGGAACUCAAGACAGGAAGAAAAAAGUUUACCACGCAGUCGCUGCUGGCAUCGCCCCGGGGCUCGGCAACCCCCACUGGCGACAGUGCCCGGAGAUCGAUGCUGGGACCAUCCCUGCAGAUGCAGUCUCCGCCGCCCAGAUGGAAUGUACGAGAGAGUUCUGCCAAAGUCGGAGCCGACUUUGAGACUGAUGCUGCGCUACUGCCACGGGGGCCCCGCGCGCUAUACGUGGCCAGGUCGUACGAGAACCAGUGGCUGUUGGACCACACCUUGUGGCUCGACGUGGUUGCCAACGACUGCUUCCAAAAGCUGCUCAAUUUGUUCGAGUCCAUGUCAUACCCGAUUCCGCCGUCGCUGCGCGCAUACACGCUGAAUUUUAGAUGGCUGGCUGCAUACCAGAACAUCAGAUUCUUUGCCGUGCUGUUCCUGGCCGUGUGGCUCUUCCGGUUCCUGUUUUUUUGAUUUAAUAAUUGCUGCUACCGCAUUCUCUUUUAUAAUUUUUUGCAAUAAAUUAAACAUGUUUAGCUUUA